Messenger RNA from Arabidopsis lyrata subsp. lyrata, 2012 nucleotides. Its product is annotated as pentatricopeptide repeat-containing protein At2g13420, mitochondrial. The transcript has a single exon. The coding region runs from base 314 to 1852 and encodes 512 amino acids. Gene Ontology annotation, molecular function: protein binding. The record is from RefSeq and is a predicted model, not a curated record. Lineage: Eukaryota; Viridiplantae; Streptophyta; Magnoliopsida; Brassicales; Brassicaceae.
UCCAAACACUUUUUUUUUUUUUUUCUCUCCGAGACCUCUCUCCUCUCUCGCAGCCGACGAUCCCAUCCAAAACCAAAACUUGCUCACCGGUGAUCGUCUUGCCUUUACCUCGUCGACCUCUCCGUUUUUCUGUUGAAUUCGAUUUCGAAGGAUUAGAUUAUCGAGAUUCUCAUAAGCGUGCUUGAUUUUCAAAUCAAGUGUGUUUAUGAAGAACAAGCUUUAGAAGAUUGUGGCUGUUGUCGACUGCAAGAGAGAGCGCUUACUUUAAUUGCUUGCUUCAUGUGACAAGGUGGCUCUCUUUAGGAACGGCAAAAUGCUGCUACUUUUCAGAGUCCACCUUAGGCAAAUCUCACCUCUCACCCAACUCCGCCGCCGUAUCUCCACCAUCUCUUCCGCCGGAUUCACUCUCAAUCUCCCAAAACUCGAACAUUCCUCCGACGCCGAACUAAUCUCCCAAAUGCUAAUAACAAAUCACAACCCAUUCCACUUCAUGGAAUCAUCUCUCCAACUCAACGGCAUCUCCCUCACUCCCAACCUCAUCCACCAAACCCUCCUCCGUCUCCGUCACAAUUCCAAAAUUGCCCUCUCCUUCUUCCAAUAUUUACGCUCCUUACCCUCCCCUUCAACCCCAACACCAACCUCCUUCAAUCUCAUCAUCGAUAUCCUCGGCCGUGUUCGUCAAUUCGACGUUGUUAGACAACUCAUCGUCGAAAUGGAUCACACUUCUCCGGAGACGUUUCUAAUCCUCGUUAAACGGUUAAUCGCCGCCGGGCUUACCCGUCAAGCAGUUCGUGCUUUCGACGAUGCGCCUUGUUUUCUCGAGAAUCGUCGUUUCGGGUUAGUCGAAUUCGGGUUUUUGCUCGAUACUCUUUGUAAAUACGGUUACACGAAGAUGGCUGUUGGUGUUUUUAAUGAACGCAAGGAAGAGUUUGGGUGUGAUGAGAAGGUUUAUACUAUUUUGAUUGCUGGUUGGUGUAAACUUAGGAGGAUUGAUAUGGCGCAGAAGUUUUUGGUAGAGAUGAUUGAAUCCGGGAUUGAACCGAAUGUCGUUACGUAUAAUGUUUUGCUUAACGGGAUUUGUCGGACGGCGAGUUUGCAUCCGGAAGAAAGGUUUGAGAGGAAUGUGAGGAAUGCAGAGAAGGUGUUCGAUGAAAUGCGUCAGAGAGGGAUUGAGCCUGAUGUUACGAGUUUUUCGAUUGUGCUUCAUAUGUAUAGUCGAGCUCAUAAAGCUGAGUUGACGUUGGAUAAGUUGAAACUGAUGAAAGCAAAAGGGAUUAGCCCGACGAUUGAAACAUAUACUUCGGUUGUUAAAUGUUUGUGUUCUUGUGGGAGAUUGGAGGAAGCAGAAGAGUUGCUUGAAACAAUGGUGGAAACUGGGAUAAGCCCGUCUUCUGCGACGUACAACUGUUUUUUUAAGGAAUAUAAAGGAAGGAAAGAUGCUAAUGGCGCGAUGAAUCUAUAUAGGAAGAUGAAGAAUGGACUGUGUAAACCAAGUACGCAGACAUAUAAUGUUUUGUUAGGAACGUUUAUUAAUUUGGGGAAGAUGGAGACAGUGAAAGAGAUAUGGGAUGAUCUUAAAGCAAGUGAAACGGGUCCGGAUUUAGACUCGUAUACUUCGUUGGUUCAUGGGUUGUGUAGUAAGGAGAAAUGGAAGGAAGCUUGUGGGUACUUUGUGGAGAUGAUAGAGAAGGGUUUCUUGCCACAAAAGCUAACUUUUGAGACAUUGUAUAAAGGUUUAAUACAGUCUAAUAAGAUGAGGACUUGGAGGAGGUUGAAGAAGAAACUUGACGAGGAAUCUAUAACCUUUGGGUCUGAGUUUCAGAGAUAUCCUUUUGAGCCUUACAAGAGAUGAGAGUUAGUAAAGUUGUUGAUGAAGCAAACUGGCAAAUUUCCUGUCUAAUUUAAGGCAUGGAGUCAAAUUUUAUUUAGUCUCUCCUUUUUUUUUUGUUCUUUUAUAAAGUAAUAACACAUGUAAAAUUUGUGGUCAGAUUAGGUCAAAAGUUUUAGUGCUU